Argiope bruennichi is the source of this 584-nucleotide messenger RNA. RefSeq lists its product as uncharacterized. The record is from RefSeq and is a predicted model, not a curated record. Lineage: Eukaryota; Metazoa; Arthropoda; Arachnida; Araneae; Araneidae. The coding region runs from base 126 to 485 and encodes 119 amino acids. The transcript is spliced from 3 exons.
AGGGCUUUCAAGUAUCGAAGUUUGAAAAUAAAAUACACCACAGCCACGCUAAAGACGUGCACUGUGAAAUACAAUUCAAGAAAAAGAAUUACCUGUUUAGAUUAAUUUUUGAAUUUUCCACGGCAAUGAAAAUAUCUAAACCAACCACACUGGGACUUUUCCAACUGCUUGUGGCGUGCGUUUUAGUAGCUAUCUAUACAUGCCCCGGAGAGGCUAUGCAUCAUGGCCCAAUGAUCAUCUUCAAAGCUGGCAAAGGCCAUGGUCAUGGCAAUGGCAUGGGAGCAAUGGGCCUGCUUGCAGCAGGAUUGGCAUUCAAAGUAUUAGCGGAAAUGGUCAAAAAAGGUCAUCAUGAACACCAUGGAGGUGGACAUGGUGGAGGUGCUGCUUAUGGGCAUCCUAUGCCAAUUUCCUUCGCCAGUCACGAUGCACAUUUGCCUCAUUAUGGAUAUGAUCCACAACAAUAUGGAGGACAAGUAUGGGUGUGACGCAAAUCCCAAACAAGUCACCUAGUCAUUGUAAAUGUUCAUUGUACGCUUUGUAAAUGUAUAUUGUAUAUAACAAUUUAAUAAAUUUUUUAACGCUUA